UGACGAGGGAAAUCGAUAUAUUGAUUUUUCUGAAUAAAGCUCGCGUUCACACAUGCGAGCUCGCAUUCGCUCUUAACAAUAUGUUAAAGAUUUUUGCUUGGGAUAUUUCUCUGUUUCGCUGCUGCGGCGAAACAUUAAGGUUGAACAGUUGAUAAACGUGUAAGGCUACCGAUUUCUUUGUGAUGCCGCUGCCCCUUUCUGGCGCGACGUCGCGACGCGUCGGCUAGAUGCAACGGAAUUACGGCGGUGAAAACGAAAGAAUAGCUAAUUUUUUCGUUAGCUCCUCUUUUGUAAAAUCUGUAAGUAGGCGGAGUUAUAAGGACAUAAGGACCAUUUGCGAUAGUCCUUCUUUCUCAGUUUGGUGUUGGACUCUGUAGCGUGUACUUCGUUCUUCCAGUUCAAAAAUGAUGAACCCGUCAACAAGUAAUACGACAGGUCAAAGAAAACUAUGUCGACGUGGUGUGCAGCAGUCACAAACGUCAGGGCAACAGGAGUCAGGGCAGCAGCAAGAGCCAGGGCAGCAGCAAGAGUCAGAGCAGCAGCAAGAGUCAGGGCAACAGCAAGAAUUAGGACAGGAGUCAGAGCAAGCACAACAGCAGCAACAAUUACAAAAUCAGCAGUCUUCACAACAGUCACAGCAGCGCAUUAUAGAAAUACGCAAUCAAAUAAUGGCAUUAAGACGGGAACUUCAGCAGGAGCAGCAAAAUGCAGGAGGUCCUAAUUAUUAUCGUGGACGCGGUGGUGGUCAUAUUUAUAUUCGUGGUCGUGGUCGUGGUCGUGGUCGUGGUCGUGGUCGUGGUCGUGGUCGCGGUCGUGGUCGUGGUCGUGGUCGUGGCGACACAAUUAUCAUUUAUCAAAAGGAGGCUAGUUUUUAUUUUUGAACACUUAUUUUUAUGUAACAACACAUGUUUAUAAAAUUAAAAUUAUUAAAAUGUAACAAUUUAUAAA
Messenger RNA from Monomorium pharaonis (pharaoh ant), 948 nucleotides. RefSeq lists its product as uncharacterized. NCBI's taxonomy places the organism in Eukaryota, Metazoa, Arthropoda, Insecta, Hymenoptera, Formicidae. The coding region runs from base 405 to 881 and encodes 158 amino acids. The transcript has 3 exons. The record is from RefSeq and is a predicted model, not a curated record.